Messenger RNA from Vitis vinifera (wine grape), 1685 nucleotides. RefSeq names its product receptor-like protein 51. The record is from RefSeq and is a predicted model, not a curated record. The transcript has a single exon. Gene Ontology annotation, molecular function: protein binding. Lineage: Eukaryota; Viridiplantae; Streptophyta; Magnoliopsida; Vitales; Vitaceae. The coding region runs from base 82 to 1404 and encodes 440 amino acids.
CUCAACUCACCUCCCCUAAAUCUAAUCCCCUGCUGCUCCCUAGUCAUCAGUUCAGUUGAGUCGUGAGCAGUGGGUGAAACAAUGGAUCCACAUCCAUCCCCGUUCUCGUACUUCGUGACUCUGCUCUAUCUUCUCCUCUUCUCCGCAACCCUCACCUCCUCUCUCUCACCUCCCAUUUCCCCUACCAAAUCACCUUCAGCUCCAUCGCCAUUGCCCUCUGCGUCUUCUUCUUCUCCAUCUUCAUCUAGUACCCUUGAUCCGAAGCAGUUGAGAGCCCUCCAAUCUCUCAACAUUCCAACCUCCAAGGACCCAUGUGCUCAGCCCUCCUUCCACAAUGCCACUCUCUGCGACUCCUCCAAGCCGUUCCGCCACCUCCUCUCUCUCCGCCUUGUCAACUGCUCAGACGACGUCGCCUUGUCCAGCACGGCCCUCAAGUCCCUCUCCACUCUGCAGGACUUGGAGUUCAUCAACUGCCCCGUUGCCGCCGUCCACUUUCCCUCCGAUCUCCUCUCCAGCCUCCGCUCCCUCACCUGCAUCAGAAGCCUCCGGCGGCUCACCGGCGUUUGGCUCUCGCGCUUUCAGAAUCUCACUGAUCUCACUGUCUCCAACGUCCAGGUCAAUGCUAGUGGUCCUUUCGUCAUUCUUAACAGCAUGAAGAAGCUCAGGUCAGUCACUAUUUCGCACACCAACCUUACUGGGUAUCUCCCCAAACACUGGCAUUUGAACAUUACCCACAUUGAUCUUUCCGGCAAUCAGCUCAUAGGAAAGAUACCUAGUGCCGUAACUCUGCUAGAAAACCUUCAGUUGUUGAAUCUUUCCUCCAAUUCCCUUACCGGUGAAAUCCCCUCUACAUUGGGGGACUUGUUAUCGCUUCAAAACAUGUCCUUGGCGUCAAAUUCCUUGUCUGGACCCAUCCCUGAAUCCAUGGCUGCAAUGCCCUCUUUGGUUCACAUUGAUCUGAGCUUCAAUCAGUUUAAUGGGACGAUCCCAGAUUACAUCACGAAGAUGAAGGGAUUGAAGUAUUUGAAUCUCGAGAACAAUAACUUCAAUGGGGUAAUGCCAUUCAAUGUAUCAUUCAUAAAGAAACUGGUUGUGUUCAAGGUGAGUGGGAACAACAAUCUAUGUUACAAUCAUUCUCUCAUAUCAUCCAAGAUGAAGCUUGGGAUUGCUCCAUGUGAUAAGCAUGGAUUGCCGAUUUCACCUCCCCCUGCCAAAUCGGAUUCUUCAGCAGAUGAAAGUGGAAGCAGCGAUGAUUCCGAUUAUGAUGACAGUGAAGACGAUUCUAGCCACAAAGAGGGACAUCAUCAUGGACCAAAUAAGGUAGUUCUCGGAGUGGCAAUUGGGCUUUCAUCUAUAGUCUUUCUCAUCGUUUUCUUAAUUCUUCUCUCAAAAUGGUGUGGAUGAAGAAAAGAGUUGUAGGUUGAUUUAGCUUAGAGAAAAAUGGUGGUUAGGUAUGAGUUAUGUUCAAUUUAUUAUACAUAAGAAGAGUAGUGAGAGAUAUCAUUGAAUUGGUGUGAUUCUUUUUACUGCUAUGAUCAUUUUGGUGGGGAAGACAACAGUGGUUUCCAUUUUCUGGUAGUGGGUGUGUAUGAUUAGAAGCCAUAGAGGGGAAAAGUGGUUGAUUGUGUUCCCCUGAAAUAUGUAUUUUUUUCUUGAGCUACAAGGCUUUCCUUUUUUUAACACCA